AAAUCACCCACAAUGGAAAUGCCCAAUCCUAAAUCACCCAGGAACAAAGAGAAGAUUAUGGAAUACACCACGGUCCCACAGACUGUCGGUAACCCCAGUGGAUUCAAAAACCAUCCCAGUGUCCUGUUUUCGGUGGUUUCGGGGCUUCUUGCCAUCUUCUUCGUCAUUGUUCUCCUCUUCACUCUCUGGUUCUGGAAUAAACGGAAAAAACAACAAGUAUCUUACUUCCGUGUCACUGUUGUUCCCUUGGUGACGCUGUCUCAAUCCAGAGAACGAGCGAAAAACAUCUAUGGGUUUCUGCCCCAAAGUCAAGCAAGGCCUGGUCGGUGUCACUCAAGAAACAUUCGUAUUUUCAGCACUGAGAGUCUCAUUCCCUGUAAUUUGGACAAUCCUAACUCUGAGCAUGUGUUCUCACCAACAGUACAUGUCCUCCAGUCACACAGAACCAGUGUCCCUACCAUUGGAUAUGCGGUUGGCAUCUAUGAUAACACUGCUCUAUCCCAGGUCUGUGAGAACCUUGUCCCUGCAGUAGACUACGUCAAUGUUGGAGCAUCCAUAGAAAGCAUGAGCACCUCUUCAGAGGAUUCACAGGAUUAUGUCAAUGUGCCCAAUGCUGAAGAGGUUUCCCGGAAUCCAAGUAUAAUGAACUCCUUAUCUGGGAAUCUCCAGGACCCUCAAACAUCUGAGGAGGGUGAACUCAGUGCAGAAAGAGACAGCAGCUCUAGGGAUGCUGAAGACUGCACCAGUAUUUGGGUUCUAGGCCUUGAGGAUAGUGACUAUCAUGGGGAUGCAGAGGGCUCUUCUCAGUCCUCUGAUGACUAUGUAAAUGUGCCAGCAGCUGAUAACGAGGAGGAUCAGGGCAGACAACACUGGGUGACCUUUCAAGACUGCCGGGCUUAUGACAAUGUCCUAUGGGCUGAGCCUAAUAGGAAAAAGCUGUAUACAGGGGGAGGCUUGACAUCAACAAAUAUAGGAGGCAUUCUGGGUUGGACCCCCAGUCUCCCUUCUGAUGUCCAAUGUGAAGAGCCAAGAGAGAACUCACUUGACUUCUGGGGUUAUGAGAACAUUGAGCCAUUAUCACAGGAUGAAAACAGCCAAGAGACAACUGGAGAAAUGGAUAGUGAAGAAUCCAAUGACUAUAUCAAUGUUCCAGCUCUGGUCGAAGAGGGGAAGCUCAACAUUGAGCACGAGACUGAGGAGAGGAUACUGACUACAGAACAAAAGCCCACUAACCAGGAUGGAGAUUUCUGCACAUGCAAAGGCUUCUUUCUGAUAAAUAUGGGAGCUAAAGUUGAAAGAGGAUGCUUGCUAGUUGUGACGAAGGCCCAGAUACCACAUACUAAAACAGCACGGGCAUUUCCUUUUCGGGAAGUCACAGAAAACACCGAAGAAGAAACCAACUCGGCAGCCAUACCAGGGGCCUGUGUUCUGCAUUCUGGGAAAUGCUAAUCAGAUACCUCAGAGUGACUGGGGCAUUUUCUAAGUUCACUUAAAUUUAGAGAGCAUUAUAGCACUUGGAUAAUGUCAGCAAGUAAGAUGAUUUUAACACAUAGUUAGCAAGAGGAAUUCGUUAAAAUGGGAGGCUACCCUUCCCCUUACCCCAUGGCCAAUCAGUCCUAAGGUGAACUCCUCCUGGGACUGGCCAGUCCUCAGUGGUCUUCCCGAAGUGAACUCUCAGUAUU
Dromiciops gliroides (monito del monte) is the source of this 1682-nucleotide messenger RNA. It is a transcript of the gene LAX1, whose product is annotated as lymphocyte transmembrane adaptor 1. The record is from RefSeq and is a predicted model, not a curated record. The coding region runs from base 13 to 1449 and encodes 478 amino acids. Gene Ontology annotation, cellular component: plasma membrane. NCBI's taxonomy places the organism in Eukaryota, Metazoa, Chordata, Mammalia, Microbiotheria, Microbiotheriidae. The transcript is spliced from 6 exons. Gene Ontology annotation, biological process: immune response; intracellular signal transduction; negative regulation of T cell activation.